Molecule: messenger RNA, 954 nt
Organism: Symbiodinium necroappetens
Lineage: Eukaryota; Dinophyceae; Suessiales; Symbiodiniaceae
Source: the annotation of a GenBank genome assembly
AUGAGUGUCGUGGAAGCCGCGAAAAAGAAGAUGGAAUUGACCAUCGCGACCGAUUUAGCUCCUGCUCUCCAGCAGAUUGCCGCGGACCAGAAAGCCAUUCGCGAGAAGCAGGAAGCCAUGAGCGAGAAGCAGGAAGCCAUUCGCGAGAAGCAGGAAGCCAUGAGCGAGAAGCAGGAAGCCAUGAGCGAGAAGCAGGAAGCCAUGAGCGAGAAGCAGGAUGCCAUCGCUAAUGACAGCCAGAUGGCAGUGCGUGUGAUGCUGACUCCCAAACUGGGUACUACGCAUGUUCGUGACUCUUCCUUCAGACAGCUGGUCUAUCAGCACCAAGCUGAUUACGUGGCCAAGAACGGGUGCAUCGUUCUAAGCCAGAAAUUUCCGGAAACAGCCAAGAGCAUGGGGUUUGGCCCGACGAUCGCAGACCACAUUCUCCCGCCCAACGAGACUGCAAUGUUCCAUGAGCUGAAAAUGGUCCGAGAUGACCCACAAAAUGGCCUGCCAUUGCUGGAUCACAUCGAAAAGCUGUAUGGCAGGGGCUUAAUCUCGUUUAUGCCGGUAUCCAGCCAAGGACCGCGCAUGCAGCUGCAGAUGCUGGUUGCGCAAAGCAUACAAGAUGAGUACCUGCAGUGUGACGUGCGCAGCAAGCCUCCUUCAUGGGUUCAAGUGCAUCACUUGGAAGCGAUACCGUGGCAGACGUAUCCGUCUUGUGUGAUGCUCGGCGCUUUGCAUGGCUUUUGUUUCUAUGUCAAUAAAAUCUUCUUGCGCAGCCUUUUCUUAAGGGCAAAUGCUGUGCACAAGAUCAGCCCAGACUUGCCAGACCCAAGUGCCACUCCGGAGAAGUUUGAAGAGUGCCCUUCUCUGAAGGCGAAACUAGGCGCAUUCUUUGCCAGCCAGGAGGAAGGUGCGCAAAGCAUCGACCCCCCAGACCCCGAGCGAGACUCAUCGAAUGCGAGUUGA